GGAAAUUGAAUCAAUCAGAACACCUUAAAAUUUCAGUUUCAUCACCAUUCUAAAAUUAAUUUAACCUACUUUUUGAACUAUUGCAUGAGUCUUGUGUGUAAAAUCGAAUAUCUUUUCCUUUUGUUCGGAUUAAGUAUGUUUGAGAGUGUUUCAAAUUUUGCUUAGUUGCAGAUGUUCCUUUGGGAAGGCAUUUAACAGCGAUGCCACCGAUUAAUUUUUCCAAACACUCUUACAGAGAAUCAAAUAAUCCGUUAUUCUGCUUAUAUGUCCACUGUGACAGAUCCUUGUUUGGACAUAAUGUCGUACAAGAGAUGCCCCAAAAAUUCCAGGUGUCAUUAGUUUGUCUAUCAACGACGUGAGAUAUGUGAAACUACCGCGCAUCAUCAGAAACAUCCUGGACCUCACAGAGAUAUUUUCUUUCCCUUGUGAUGCACUGUACUAUGUUGUACCUGGCUGACCGUACGAUGAUUAAGUUGGUUCCUGCUGCAGUGUGGUGUAAAUCAAGCGUACUUUUGAACAAGCUUCAUUUGCUGCGGUGCUAUUGGGCAGAAAGCAACUCAAAGGAGACAAACGAUAAACGACUGUUCAUAGUUUGAAUAUUAUCUCGUUCACGUAGCCAGCGGUUUGUUCACCUGUUGGAAUAUAGCAUUCUCGUCAAGAGGGCACAGAUGUACAAAUGGAAAAUGAUCGAUAUCAACACCCCUAAAUAUUAGAGGGACUGCACUUCGUGUUUUUUCAGUGGUUUCAGCCGGGAACUAUUACCGAAUACCAGCUGCAAGGGGAAUAUUCGCCUCCUUACGAAGGAAUAUCAAGAGCAGAUUGUAGGAGAGUACAGGUACCCAUAGACAUCCAGACUAGUGACAUCAAACACUCAACUAGAAAUAAACACUGGGGAAUUGCAUCCGGCUGAUCACACUAGCAAAGGGGCUUAGAAAGCAAGGUUGAGUCCACUUCUUGUUCAGCACGGCAUCAGCCAAUCUACGAAAGGGAUUAUCCCACCGAUGCCGCAUCACCUGUGCUGCUUGGCAGGAAGGGAGGACCCACCGUCUUGGACUGAACUCUGUCAGCAGACAUUCCGUGAAGCAUUUAACUAUUGUCCCAUCCGAGGUCACAGCAUGGGGAUUGGCAUGAGUGAGGAUGAAGUUUUUUCCAUGAAUCCACAAUGCCACAUUGUUGAGGAGGCGCAUUACUCCAAGAUCAUUCCUGGUCUCUAUGUUGGAAAUUUUAGAGAUGCUAAAGAUCAGGAAGCCUUGCAUAAUAACCGCAUCACCCACAUUGUGACUAUUCAUGACCAUGCAAAAGUGCCAUUACCUCAUAUUGAAUACCUGACUUUAAAUUCACCAGAUAAUCCAACAGCAAAUAUAUCUCAGUUUUUCCAUAAGGCUACUGAGUUUAUACACGAGUGCAGAAUACAUGACGGACGAGUGCUCGUUCAUUGCAUUGCAGGGGUUUCAAGGAGCGUGACCAUUGCUGUUGCCUACCUGAUGUCCGUCACUGACCACGGUUGGAGGGACUGCCUGCGGGCCGUCAAGCAGGCCCGGCAAGUGGCCAACCCCAACUUUGGCUUUCAGAGACAACUGCAGAACUUUGAGAAUACUGAGUUAAAGGAGGUCAGAAAGAGGAUUAAGGAGAGAUAUUCCGACACGCUGAGGGAGCAGGACACCUCAGCCAUACAGCAACUCCUGGACAAGUGCAAUCAGAAGCCAGAGUCCAAGGACCCAGAAGAGGAUUUGUAUCCGCUAGCUUAUAAUGCCUACGCAUCGCAGCCCCCCGGAGACAUGCCACCUCUGGACACGUAACUAUCAAGCUGAGGCUUGUGAGCGGAUAAAACUCUGAACACUGGUGCAUUUUGGUUGCUUUGUUUGAAGGCAAUGUUCUGGAAAAAUUAGUCAUUAUUGUAGUGACAGGGUUUGAGGUUUAUAAAAAGUCGGGUCUACUGUCCAGAGCAUUUAUAUUUGUUUAUCAUGAUGCUGGAAAUAGACUGGAGCUGUUCUAAUUCCAAUAAAAGAUUUGCAGUUAUAAGCUAGGAAAUAUUGGUGCAGGGAAUUCAGUGUUUUAAGCAUCUAGGUCUUACCAACUUCAACCGCAUUGAUAACCAGGAUCAUUUACAUUUCAAGAGUUUUGGUAAGCAAUUACUGGAACGACAGUACUCAAAAUCCAUUGUGGGAUGAUGAAGAAGCAGUAAAAAUCUCAACAUUCUGCACAAUUCAUGCAGUUUCUACCAGACUUUUAGGAAAUUGAAUAUGAACAUACUGGUCUCUGAAAGGGUUUCUUCAUUUAAAUCAAAGGGGUUCAUGCAAUGCAGUUAUUUUACUACAACCACUGAAAAUGCACCUUUGUGCUUCAAGUAAACUUUAUUUUCAUUUUUUGGGGGGCUAUUUUGACAAAUUUUUUAGGGGACUUCUUGAUUUUUAUGCUCAUGUAAAUUUUCAUGUUCACAAGCAAACUGUGAUGUCAUCCCAAACCCUGAACCUCAAUGUUGCAUUGAUUUGGGCAUAAAAAAAUGUUUGGAUUUGUUCAUGUUUCACUGUUGUAAAUCUCCAUUUCUUAACCCUAACUGCCCAAGGGUUGCUGGACCUAACCUUCCCCAUUCACACAAAGUUAAACACCCAUAUGGGACU
Molecule: messenger RNA, 2621 nt
Organism: Acanthaster planci (crown-of-thorns starfish)
Lineage: Eukaryota; Metazoa; Echinodermata; Asteroidea; Valvatida; Acanthasteridae
Product: dual specificity protein phosphatase 22-like
Biological process (GO): signal transduction; protein dephosphorylation
Cellular component (GO): cytosol
Molecular function (GO): protein tyrosine phosphatase activity
Source: RefSeq, a predicted model, not a curated record